AUGGGAUGUGGUGUGUCGAGCGCGGCAUCGACGAUAACCGUGGGCGCCCACGGGCCCCCGACGACCGUGCCUUUGCCAGUGUGGAAUGUAGGUGAGGAAGGCGCGGGGAUGAGCAGGUGUAUGGGUGAUGGCAUGGGUGACGACUCCGUGGGCAACGAGCAAGCCAUCAGUGUCUCACGGGACGACUUCCGCAAGACAAUCACCCGUGCCGUGCGGCACCUCCAUGCGCGGCAGCAGGAAAGGGCAGACCCUCUCGAUGCGGGAGAGGUGGAGGACCUGGUGAUUCUUUCGCGCGAACUGGAAAACCUUCAGGCAAAGAUGAGGUCUACAUCUUCCACCGUGCUGGGGACGUGGCGGUUGCUGGAGCAGCAGAAUGUCGUUGACUCCUUGGCGCAGCGCAUGUACAACAGCAUGCUGGCGAGCAUCCCGAGAAUGCAGUCAUUUUUCGAUGGUGUGGAGUCGACGGAACAGCCGAAGCUGCUGGGGCGAAUGCUUGCAACGGCUGUUCAUGUCUACGGGAAACCCGAUGUUAUGCUGCAAAUGUUUCAUUCUGUGGGGGCACGACAUCGUGUGUAUGGUGUCACCAGCGAGCAUUUUGAGCAUAUGCGGGAAGCGUUCUUUCAUGAAUUCCCACAGUUCAUUGGUCAAGAUGUCUUCGAAGCAUGCCAGGAGGAGUGGCGUAAGUUCUGGUCAACGAUACUGGAGGCCGUCGAACGUGGCAGCAAGGGUUCUAGGGGUGAAGAAUAUGCCAAGAUUUAUCAGCAGGAAACUGUGAAAAAGCUGCAGAGUGAUUUUGGCCUUAUCCGCAAGCGCCAGGAGGGUCUCGAGGGGCCGCGACAGUUUGUAGGCACCAUGUAUGGAAAGGCAAUCGAAAUGGAUAGUCGUCUCGCAUCCUUUGAACCUCUUAAAGACCUUCGUUCGAGCAGGCGGGUUUUCCAGUCGCUAGUAGACAUUCUUGAAGGGCUAAACGAUAUGAACAAGGUGGAGCAGUACAUGUUGGAGCUUGGCGGGCGGCACGUUGCGUACAAUGUUACGGCGGAGCAUAUGAAGUCGUUCAGCAAACCAUUUCUUUACGCGUGCCACCAUUUUCUUGAGAAUGAGUGGAACAUGGCGAUGGAGGCCCGCUUCGUGUGGGUGUGGGAGCUCAUNNNGAACAUGCGGGCGCCAAAGAGCUCAGAGCCAUUCUGCUUGGUCUUCACUGACAUCGAGGGGAGCACGCGGUUGUGGGGCAAGAAUGCGGACGUGAUGGCGGCGGCGGUCAAGAACCACCACCGCAUCGUGCGAUCUAUUAUCGCCUUCUAUGGCGCCUAUGAAGUGAAGACGGUGGGGGACUCCUUUAUGAUUGCCUGCCAGGACAUAUUCGUGGGCAUCCAGAUCGCGCUGUCGAUCCAACUGGAGCUGAUGCGCGUCGUGCCCAUUACGCCCGGCUUCGAGAUGCUAGAGACGACGGAGGGUGGUGGUGAUCCCUCUUGCUGGCGAAGCGAGGCCCUUCGCGUGCGCGCGGCUGUUCAGCACUGCGUGGACGCCACCGCC
Molecule: messenger RNA, 1533 nt
Organism: Trypanosoma grayi
Lineage: Eukaryota; Euglenozoa; Kinetoplastea; Trypanosomatida; Trypanosomatidae
Product: adenylate cyclase-like protein
Exons: 1
Biological process (GO): cyclic nucleotide biosynthetic process; intracellular signal transduction
Molecular function (GO): oxygen binding; heme binding
Source: RefSeq, a predicted model, not a curated record